Uncinocarpus reesii 1704 is the source of this 2469-nucleotide messenger RNA. Its product is annotated as elongation factor 2. The transcript has 4 exons. Gene Ontology annotation, cellular component: cytosol; ribonucleoprotein complex. Gene Ontology annotation, molecular function: ribosome binding; GTP binding; translation elongation factor activity. The record is from RefSeq and is a predicted model, not a curated record. Lineage: Eukaryota; Fungi; Ascomycota; Eurotiomycetes; Onygenales; Onygenaceae. The coding region runs from base 1 to 2469 and encodes 822 amino acids. Gene Ontology annotation, biological process: translational elongation.
AUGUCCGUCAUUGCUCACGUCGACCACGGAAAAUCUACCUUGACCGAUUCGUUGGUUCAACGUGCGGGUAUCAUUUCAGCUGCCAAAGCUGGCGAAACCCGUUUCACAGAUACUCGUCAGGACGAGCAAGACAGAUGUAUUACCAUCAAGUCCACCGCCAUCUCUCUUUAUGCCCAUCUUUCAGACGAAGAGGACAUCAAGGAUAUCCCCCAAAAGGUCGACGGUAACGAGUUCUUGAUCAACUUGAUCGACUCUCCCGGUCACGUUGAUUUCUCUUCUGAAGUCACUGCUGCCCUCCGUGUCACUGACGGUGCCCUCGUCGUCGUCGACUGCGUUUCUGGCGUUUGCGUCCAAACCGAGACUGUGCUGCGUCAGGCUCUCAGUGAACGUAUUAAGCCCGUGUGUAUCAUCAACAAGGUCGACCGUGCUCUUCUCGAGCUUCAAGUUUCCAAGGAAGACCUUUACCAGUCUUUCUCCCGUACCAUUGAAUCUGUUAACGUCAUCAUUGCUACUUACUUCGAUCCUGCUCUUGGUGAUGUCCAAGUCUACCCAUACAAGGGUACCGUCGCUUUCGGUUCCGGCCUUCACGGCUGGGCUUUCACCGUCAGACAGUUUGCCGCUAAAUAUGCCAAGAAAUUCGGUGUUGACAGAAAUAAGAUGAUGGAGCGCCUCUGGGGCGACAACUACUUCAAUCCUAAGACCAAGAAAUGGACCAAGAACGGAGAGCAUGAGGGCAAGUCGCUUGAGCGUGCUUUCAAUCAGUUCAUCCUUGAUCCAAUCUUCAAGAUCUUCAACGCUAUCACACACUCCAAGAAGGACGAGAUUACCAACGUGCUUGAGAAGCUCGAGAUCAAGUUGAAGAGCGAGGAGAAGGAAUUGGAAGGCAAACCCCUCCUUAAAGUCGUUAUGAAGAAGUUCCUUCCAGCCGCUGAUGCUCUUUUGGAAAUGAUGGUUCUCCACUUGCCAUCUCCUGUCACCGCUCAGAAAUACCGUGCCGAUACUCUCUACGAAGGUCCCGCCGACGAUGAAGCCUGCAUCGGUAUCCGUGACUGUGACUCCAAGGCUCCUCUCAUGCUUUACGUCUCCAAGAUGGUGCCGACCUCCGAUAAGGGUCGCUUCUAUGCUUUCGGUCGUGUUUUCGCCGGUACCGUUCGCUCCGGUCUUAAGGUCCGCAUUCAAGGCCCCAACUACACUCCUGGCAAGAAGGAAGACUUGCACAUCAAGGCUAUCCAGCGUACCAUUCUCAUGAUGGGUCGUUUCAUUGAACCAAUUGAAGAUGUCCCUGCUGGUAACAUCGUCGGCCUGGUUGGUGUUGAUCAAUUCUUGCUGAAAUCUGGUACCCUCACCACCAGCGAGACUGCCCACAACUUGAAGGUCAUGAAAUUCUCCGUCUCCCCCGUCGUCCGACGGUCCGUUGAAGUCAAGAACGCCAACGACUUGCCUAAACUCGUCGAAGGUCUUAAGCGUCUGUCCAAGUCUGAUCCAUGCGUUUUGACCCAGAUCUCCGAAUCUGGUGAACACAUCAUUGCUGGUGCUGGUGAAUUGCACUUGGAAAUUUGCUUGAAGGAUCUUGAAGAAGACCAUGCUGGUGUUCCUCUCCGUGUUUCCGACCCUGUUGUCUCCUACCGUGAAACCGUCGGUGCUGAAUCAAGCAUCACUGCUUUGUCCAAGUCUCCCAACAAGCACAACCGUCUCUAUGUCAAGGCUGAGCCGCUUGGUGAGGAGGUUGCCAAUGCCAUUGAAGCGGGCAAGAUCAGCCCACGUGAUGAUUUCAAAGCCCGUGCCCGUAUCUUGGCUGAUGAGUUCGGCUGGGACGUUACUGAUGCACGUAAGAUUUGGUGCUUCGGUCCUGACACCACUGGUGCCAACUUGGUUGUUGACCAGACCAAGGCUGUUCAAUAUCUCAAUGAAAUCAAGGAUUCUGUCGUUUCUGGCUUCCAGUGGGCUUCGAGAGAAGGUCCUGUUGCUGAAGAGCCAAUGAGAUCCGUCCGUUUCAACAUCUUGGAUGUCACUCUCCACGCCGACGCUAUCCAUCGUGGUGGCGGCCAAAUCAUCCCUACUGCUCGUCGUGUCAUCUAUGCCGCCACUCUUUUGGCUGAGCCCGGUCUUCUUGAACCCGUCUUCUUGGUCGAAAUCCAAGUACCUGAGCAGGCCAUGGGUGGUAUCUAUGGUGUCCUUACUCGUCGCCGAGGUCACGUUUUCGCCGAAGAGCAGAGACCCGGAACUCCUCUCUUCACUGUCAAGGCCUACUUGCCAGUCAACGAAUCUUUCGGUUUCUCUGCCGAUCUCCGUUCCGCUACCAGCGGUCAAGCCUUCCCACAAUCAGUAUUCGAUCACUGGCAGAUUCUCCCCGGUGGUUCUCCACUUGAUCCAUCCACCAAACCUGGUCAAGUUGUCCAAGAAAUGCGUAAGCGCAAGGGUAUCAAGGAAAUCGUGCCUGGUGUUGAGAACUAUUAUGACAAAUUGUAA